This is a messenger RNA of Effrenium voratum, 1179 nucleotides long. NCBI's taxonomy places the organism in Eukaryota, Dinophyceae, Suessiales, Symbiodiniaceae. The record is from the annotation of a GenBank genome assembly.
AUGUCAGAGCGGGGCCGCGGGCGGAGAGACGGCAGCUGGACAUGGGGCGUCGUCGCCAAAACCGCCGCUGGGAAGGGACAGCACCGCGGGCGCGGGCGUGGAUCUGGCGGCUCCCACUGGGGUCAUGAUACCCGGCAUGUGCUCAAGGCAGAUGCGCUGAAGCCCCGGCGCGGGGCAGGGUGGGGCAAGGGCAAGGAGAAGGGCGAGAAGGGCAAGGGCAAAGGCAAAGGCCACAAGGGCAAGGAGUGGCGGCGCAAGGCGGUGGUGCGCGUGGACGCGGACGCCAUCGGCCGGCACUGCGAGGUGCGGGCGGCCCAUGGGUCCUCGAUCCAGGCCAUGGUCAUGACAGAGCAGGGCAUCUACACCGUGUCCCAGGACAAGACCAUGAAGCGCUGGAAGCCCACGCGCAACGGUAGCGUCUUCGAGCUGGUGCCGGAGGUGUCGGUGCCCUUGCCGGACAGCGGCCACUCCCUGCUCUUCUCCAACGGCUGGCUCUUCUGCGGGCUCUGGGACGGUCAGAUCCAGGCGUUCGCCCAAGACGGCACGCAAUCCGUGCUGAAGGGCCACAGCAAGCGAGUCACCACGUUGUUGGUGCACCAGGGCGUUCUCAUGACGGGCAGUGCGGACAAAGAGCUCCGCUUGUGGCAGAUGGACAGUGCGGCGAAGACCUUCAACUGCACCCAUACCAUCGAGGAGAGCCUGCCGGGGCCCAUCAACAAGAUCCACGUGCUGGGGGGCCACUUGUUCGUCGGGGGUCACUACGGCCUGGCCAUGUUGGACCUCGCCUCCCUGAAGGUCACAAAGCUCCUGCCGCCAACCAAGUCGGUGACCGACAUCUUGGAGUUCCAGGGCCACGUGAUCGUGGCCUACUCCGAGGGCGUGAUCAGGAUCUUUGAUGCAGAGGGCAACCUGAAGACUGAGUCAAAGGCUUUGGACGCGGGUCCCAUCCUGAAAUUAGCUGGACUCGACUCGGGGCCUCGAGUGCUUUGUGGUCACGCACAUGGACAAGUGAGCACCAUCCAGCUGCCAUCCUUUGAAUUCAAGACGGAGUUCCAGGCGCUCCCCGGCCACAAGGUAGAUAGCCUGCUUUGCGCGGGCCACGAUGGGAUUUUCCUCAUCGGCUCGCAGGAUGGUAGCCUGCAGCUGUGGCAGAGAGUAGAGGGUGGAUUGCCGGGAUGA